Messenger RNA from Drosophila kikkawai, 1155 nucleotides. RefSeq names its product midkine and pleiotrophin 2 (gene miple2). The record is from RefSeq and is a predicted model, not a curated record. Lineage: Eukaryota; Metazoa; Arthropoda; Insecta; Diptera; Drosophilidae. Gene Ontology annotation, cellular component: extracellular region. Gene Ontology annotation, molecular function: heparin binding; growth factor activity. Gene Ontology annotation, biological process: mesoderm morphogenesis.
UUCGCCCACUCAGUUUAGCUACAGCUCUGACUGCGAGCGUGCCGAUCGCGAGCCGCCAGCCACCACCACCAGUCUUCCCGUAGAGUCAGCAGUUUCUUCAAGGCAUUUCCUCGCCUUGUAGUCAGUGAACCCAGCCUGAGCUUAAAACUUAAACCCACAUCGCAUAUGCCCGGACAUUCCCUCUCUGAGAUUUGAAUUCACGAAAGGAGCUAUGAAUCUCCUUCUAAUAUUGACAACGGUUUCGCAGCUGGUGCUAGUGGUACUGGCCCAGAUUCCAUCAUCAAUUGAUAGCCAAGAUGGGGCUGCUGGGAUCCACCUUGUAAUGAAGACGGAAGAGGGUGAUAUCGUACACCUACGUCCGGUUCGUGGGGCUGUGGAGGAGGACUCAGCCGCCACACCCGCCAUCAACGGGAACGGGGACACCCAACGUGUCAGGAACAACCGCAAGGGGAAUAAGUUGCAAGGCUCCAAGAAGCCUCUGGCCGCGGAAAAUGCCAGUGCUUCGCCUCCUCAUUCACAUCCCAAGCACAAGCAAGGACACAAGAAUGCGGACAAGCCACCCCGACAGGGAAACAAGCAGCAGCAGCACGGCCAUCACCAUGGAGCAGGCAAGAAGACGGGAGCCAAACCGAGGACGCAAAAUAAUGCGUCGACUUGUCGCUACGCCAAGAGCGCCUGGUCCAGCUGUGACACCAAGACCAACAUUCGCACGCGAGUCCUGUCGCUGAAGAAGGGAGAGCAGAACUGCUUGCCCACAAGGACCAUACAGAAGAAGUGCAAGAAAGGCUGCCGCUAUGCGAGGGGUGCUUGGUCCACAUGCAACGCCGGACAAAUGACUAGAGAGGACAAGCUCCAAGCAGAGGCAGCCGGCGGCGGCAGUGACCAGAACUGCGAUCCCGUGCGCACCGUCAACAAGAAGUGCAAGGCAAAUGGAGCCGGAAAAUCACACGGACCGACCCGUUCCACAAAGGAUAGAAAGCCCAAGGAGAAAGCUGGUCGUCGCCUUUCGCCUCAUGAUUAAAUAACAGUUGUAAUUAAGCCCAUUUAUGCACUGAAAGCAGAUGCAUUUAAUUUUAUAUAAGUGGUUUUUUAGACUUUAGAACCUACAUUUUUGUAAAAACAAAUCCAAUCCAAACAUGGUUUCAUUCAAAGCUU